AUGGGAAGCCUUGUUGAGAAGCUUCUGCAUCCAAUGGAUGAGGAGCAUGUGAAGUCCGAUGAUGCCAAUGUUAAAAAUGAUCAAUCUGGUGGUCAGAAAAACAUUAUAUGGCUCCAGCCAAGAGUGUCAAUGAGGAGGAUUCAGAAUGUCAUUUUCUCCCGACACAUAUCCGAACUGCCGAUGAUGCUGAGGAGAAAAGGAAACAAUACCGAGGAAGCUUGUGUCUACACAGCUAGGUGA
Messenger RNA from Microthlaspi erraticum, 240 nucleotides. NCBI's taxonomy places the organism in Eukaryota, Viridiplantae, Streptophyta, Magnoliopsida, Brassicales, Brassicaceae. The record is from the annotation of a GenBank genome assembly.